ACAUCACCCUUCACGACUUAAGCUUAACUUGCCGUUGACGAUUCUUACGCUCUGUCUUCUUUAUCAUAACCACGUACUCUUGCGUUCAUUUUCAAUAUGCGCUUCUCCGCCGUUCUUGCUGUCAUUGCUCUUUCCGCUACGGCUUUGCCCGUGCUGUCUCGACCUGUGAGGUACGCAUGGUACCAUCCUAAUCAACGUCUCGCUGAUCUUUCCAUAGCCAUGUAUACGCGCGAGACUACUACUACGACGACCUCUUCGCCAGGGACCCUCACGGGGAACUUGAGGAGCGUGGCCUCUUCGGCUUCGCCGUCCACGCUGCCUCUGCGGUCGGGUCAGGCAUCAAGUCCCUUGUCGAUAAACAUAGGAAUAAGAAGAAGAAGCAGAAGAAGGAUCUCGACGAGCUCGAACUCUUCGAGCGCGAGUACUACGAUUAUGAUUAUUACUAGCGUAGAGAUGAAUAGAGUCAGCAGCUGCCUAUAUACGGCAGGGUUUGGGACUCACAUCAUACAUCGUCAGGAGACGGGAAGUCGACUGCGACAUGGAAGAUGUACGUCGUGUCCGAGCGUAGGCUUCACGGCGCAGCAAGGAAUAUUCGACCGUCGACCGAGGGCCGAGCUUACUAUAGUGGCUUCGCGGAGUGACUAACUUCGCCGAAGACAUCAGCCUCAUUAGUAUGUAGAAGUACACCAGUG
Molecule: messenger RNA, 692 nt
Organism: Fomitopsis serialis
Lineage: Eukaryota; Fungi; Basidiomycota; Agaricomycetes; Polyporales; Fomitopsidaceae
Exons: 2
Coding region: 97-645 (182 amino acids)
Source: RefSeq, a predicted model, not a curated record